UAGACGUGACUUAGUGAAUAGAUGCAUUCAAAUUUAAUCAAAAUUGAGACAUCUUUUUGUUGGAUGGAGAAAGUAGUUGGGUAGACUUGAUUGAACUAACAUUAUCAUCGACCGUUCAAUUCCGGAUAAAAAUGGCAAUGACACACAGAUUACGUCCUGUCUGGAUGUAUUCGGACCUAGAAUUCGGAAUUGGCCUUGUCCCAGCUCCAAUUCAUAUUUUUGGACGGUUACAUUAUUCGGUCCCAGGAAACCCGUUGAAUACCGAAAUUCGAAUUGCUCGUCCCCCUCCGCCAAUUCGCCCCAGCGGCCCAGCCGCCGCCCUCCCCGCGGAGCAGACGAGACGGAGGCGACCCCAUGGAUUCGACGGCGGCGCGCAAGUUGUGCUGAUAGCCGCCGCGGGCUCGCCGCUCCUUCUAGCUGCUGACGUGCCGCUGCGCCGCCGCCGCCCCUGCUGCUGCCCUCAACGCCUGUCUGGUCGCCGCCGAGCAGAGCAGAUAAAAAAUGGCCACCAAUAGAAGCACUCGCAGCAGAAGUAGGACAGGUGGUUCCAGAGUUGGAAGCUCCGACUCGAAUGCGGGCAGUAGUACUGAAUGCUGCUCGUCUAGCAACAACCAUGUCAUGGUUACUCCACGCCGGUCGCCGCGGUUUGCUAGCUUGGAUCCGGAGCAUCCCAUUGUGCUUGACAAGGCAAGUGAGGAAUGUAAAGUCGGGGGUAACCAAUCAGCUCUUACGCCCCUCCAGAGAUCUGCACGGUUGCAUCGAGGUGAUAAGAGUCCAAGCAAGCUCUUAGUGGAAAAGGGAAGUUACCUGAAACAGCUGCCGUUGACACAAAAUCCCCGGGUUAUUGCCCAUAAUAGGAAGACUCAAUCAGCUAUUACGCCCCUCCGGAGAUCUGCACGGUUCCAUCAAGGUGAUAUGAGUCCAAGCAAGCUCUUAGUGGAAAAGGGGAGUUACCUGAAACAGCUGCCGUUGACACCAAAUCCUCGGGUUAUUACCCAUAACAGGAAGACUCAAACUAUUGUUAACAAAGACAAGAGACGAGAGAAUCCAACAAGGAGUAGCCAGAGAAUUGCUGCAUUAAAGGCUUCGGCUAGGAUGAAAACACACAAGGAGCCCCGGACAUUGUUUCAAGAUUCCCAAGAUGUUCCUCCCAGGAAAAAGACUGCAGAUGCAUCCUACAGUAUGAGUGAGAUGCAACAGCUAAAGCCCAGUUAUUGUGAGGAUCUGACAAGAAAGAGGAAGAGAGGCACUGAAAGAAAGCCGACAUCAAGGAAGCUAAGUCACCAGGAGCCCAAAUCUGGUUGUCAAAAAAUUGCUCCUAUCACUGAAACCAGAAAUAUCAUUCGCAAAAAGAGUGAAAAUGAUCCUUCUUCCAUAAUGGAGCCUAAAAUUAGUGAUGAUACAUUGAUGAACACCAAGGAGUGCAAAGAAGAGCCAUUUGGGAUUAAAAGAGGAGUAGAGCAACAGCUUUGUGCUUCAGAUCAUUGGACAGAAGAGCAGGACUUGACAUUGCGCCAGGCUUACUUCACCGCUCGACCAUCACCACAUUUCUGGAAGAAAGUUUCCAAAAUGGUGCCAGGGAAAUCUGCUGAAGAGUGUUUCAACAGAGUUCAUGCUGACCUUUCAACGCCCACUCCGAUUGCCCCUCGUCCUCGAGCAAGUAAAACACAGUUUUCGCCUCUAGGGCAUUUCACAUUGUCCGACCCAAAAUUUCCGAAUCUCUUGGAACCUCUAGUGGGAAGACAAAGGACCGCCAAACAGAAGAGCCUAGCAGCACAAAAGACAGUGAGACAUUUGCUGAAGAAGCAUUCCCUCAUUGACCAAGCUCAAGAGGCUGAUCACUUCUCGGUAUUUGAAACAUCACCAUCUGCUUUGCAAUUGAACAUUCCGCUUGAGGAUUGUCCUGGGACCCCUGACAAUUAUCUAAAUUCCUGUGCCCUGCACAAGGGCGACAUGAGUUCUAGAGCACGUAAGAGACCAUUGUCAAGGUUGAAAACUAAGCAAGAUGAACCGAGCCCAGCAGUUCUGAAGCCUGUAAAGAAUGCUAUUUUACAUGAGAAGUACAUUAAUCAGUUGUCACGUAGAGAAGAAGGCGCAAAAAAGCCUCGGAAAAAGGCUGCUGGCACCAAUGCAACUGAUCCUGAGAGGCCUGUUUCGGGGCAGCAAGCUGGUGGUCUGAGGGCUGCAAAGGACGCUCUCAUAUCAGAAGCAACAGACUUCAUAUGCCAGUUUAAGAAGUCACAAGCCAAUUCCCUUGCGCACCUUCUGGAAAAUAGUGAAGAUGAUGAAGAUAAUUGUAAUAUAUAGUGGUUCCAAGGUGCUUCUAGCUUUCCCCUCGAUGUUAAAGCAUAACUAUUUAUUACUUUAGUUAGUAGAGUAAGACUAAGAGACUGACGAUGAUUUGUGGCAGUCCACCAAGCAGCGGCUGCUUGUGCAUGUGCAUAUAUGCCCACAUAAGUGGUAAAGAUAAGUACGCAUUCAGUGACUA
Molecule: messenger RNA, 2488 nt
Organism: Brachypodium distachyon (stiff brome)
Lineage: Eukaryota; Viridiplantae; Streptophyta; Magnoliopsida; Poales; Poaceae
Exons: 6
Coding region: 502-2307 (601 amino acids)
Source: RefSeq, a predicted model, not a curated record